This is a messenger RNA of Penaeus monodon (black tiger shrimp), 2370 nucleotides long. RefSeq lists its product as uncharacterized. NCBI's taxonomy places the organism in Eukaryota, Metazoa, Arthropoda, Malacostraca, Decapoda, Penaeidae. The record is from RefSeq and is a predicted model, not a curated record. The coding region runs from base 461 to 2335 and encodes 624 amino acids. The transcript has 4 exons.
GCGAAGUGUAAGAGAACUAAGCGAGGCGAAGUAGUGCCAGUGUGUGUUGCUAAGCAGUGACGUGAGGUUGGUCUGUUUGGGUAUGGCAGGGCAGGCAUAAGCAGCGAAGCAAGAAAUCGACACAUCCACAGUGACUUUAAAAACAUGGCAGGCAGCCGUUGGAGGAUCUACCGCCUUUUUCUCCUUCUUUCUCUUCAUUCGGCGUUUUCUGAAGUUCCCCCUGCAUCACCUUCAUCCCCAACUUCCCUCGAUCCCUCCCUUUAUCACGAGACACCACUACCGUCUGUUCCGCAACCUUUCGCUUGUAUCACACCUUGAUGCCCUACCGGAAUCCGAAAUCACUCCAGGGGCAGCAGGUCCUUCCGAAUCCAUAUCAAUCCAGCUCGGCUUUCUUGUUUCUACAAAGGGAGAGCCUGGUCUUUUAAACGCCAAUUUAACGACAUCUGCAAAUUCUACUCAUAUGGUUUCUGUCUCAAGUUCAGAGGUCCUUCCACUAGCCAAUGUCACGCAAAAAGGAGAUGAUUUCACAGAUUUUGCUGUAACGGGGUCUAGUCUCCCCGAUGUAAGUGCAUCUAUAGGAAAUGGCACAUUCAACUCCUCUUUGAUAUUUCCUCUUCUUCCGAGUCCUCCUAAUGCCAUCUCAAGAUCAUCCGAAAGAGAAUCACUACUUCUACCAAUCCUGACGAGCAAAGCGUCCACGGCCUCAGCGACUACCUCUACCUUCUCACAGUUACGGUCUCUGGCUCACACCUCUUCUAUCCCCUCAUUAUCAGUAAUAACAGAAUCGUCUUCCUCUAGUAGCUAUCGACAAGGACGCCUUUACGAGUGUAACUCAUCCUUCUUACGUUAUUGGAAAUUCUUCCCAGUCUUCUCAAAAAAAAAUUUAUCUGCAACUGAUUCUCUCUCUCAUGUUCAGCUAUUAAAUAUUCCCGCCGAUAAUUCCGCAAACCAGAUGCAUUCUUCUACACAGCGUGACAUCCAAAGGACUUUGACUCCCCUGCCAUAUUCGCUGCAUUCACCCGUCAUUAAGCAGCUCGAUCCUUCUCAAUCCGUCUAUAAGCAGCUUGAUCCUUCUCAACCUGUCUCUAAGAAGCUCGAUCCCUUGCUACCUUUCAAUAACCAGCUCGAUCCUUCUCCACCCGUUUUUAAGCAGCACAAUGCAUCUCAAUCUGUCUCUAGGAAGUUCGAUUCUUCUCUACCAUUCAUUAACCAGCUCGAUCCUUCUCCAUCUGCUUUUAAGCAACUCGAUCCUUCUCGGCGGCUGGUCUUUUUACCUGCAACACCUUCACCUGUUGCUUCAUCUCUUUUGCCUCCGGUUUUCUACUCUCCUCCUCCUCUUCCUCCACUCCCACCCACCCCGUCGCCUUUGACGUCACGGCCCACCCCCUUUACCAUACCCAAAGCCACUCUGCCACAGUCUUUCUCCCCGACAACCUCAGAGAGACCUUCACCGUCACCCGGUCCAACGACCACCCCAACGCCUAACCCUCUGGAUAUGCCACCGCACGUUCUUUCUCUGUUCCUUUUCCUCCUUUCUCCAACGCCUCCCCCUUCAACGUCCAAUUCCUCGACGGUGCUGCCUCCUGUCUCCGCACUCCACCGGCUCCUCUCGCCAGCCAACGCGUUUUCCCAGGGCUGCAUUCCUCCUGGUGGCGUCUUGAGAGGACGCUAUUCCUUGAGCCUGACACCCCAAGCAGGCCUGCAGUACGGCGUGUUCUUGGCGUCCGUGCCAGCACUCGACCAGUUCACUGUGUGCAUGAGGUUCCAAGUGUCGACUCUGGCCCGAUCACACUUCCUCUUCUCUUACGCUGUGCAGGGCCAGGACAACGCCAUUCUGGUAUUUGUCAGCCCGGGGAGCAAGCCCGGUCUCGGGUUCUACGUAAACAAUGUCCGGAUGAAGGCGAACGCAGACAUACGUGUGCGCAGGUGGUAUAGCAUGUGCGCCUCGUGGCUCUCCGACCAAGGGGAAUACGCCAUCUACCUUAAUGGGGUGAAGAUCAAAAAAGGAAUUAAAAAGUGUCCCGGCUGUGAGGUCGAGAGCGGAGGGAUAGCGGUGUUGGGUCUGGAGCAGGACCGUCCGGGCGGAGGCUUCAACCCGCGGCAGGUAACCCAUGGACACGUAACCAGCUUGCACGUGUGGAACAAGGCCCUUCAUGACACCUUCCUUCAUCCCUAUCUCUGCUGCUCCUCUGGCAGAGAGGAGGUCGAAACGUCUCAGGUCGCCUGCGAGGUCACCAAUUCAACCCUGACCUCCCACAGCAAGCAUGUUAUCGAGUGGGGUGUGACUCCGAUGGCAGUUAUGGGCGGCGCUUUGUUUGUUCCUUUUGAUUUAUGAUUUACUUUUCAUUCAAAAUACAAUUCCGAACAAAC